AUGAUUCUCGAGGAUCCCGAAUUACUACACCUGGGCUACAUAAAUGCCUGUCGUGAGGUGAGUGAUGUAUCACCCACUGUUGCGUACUACUACUCUAGCCUUACUGUUACUAUGACCCAAAGCACAUCUCCCUCUAGUCAAACCAACACUCUGGUGUCCGUUCAGCUUGAUGGUCUUAUCAACAUACUCUUGGGACUCGGUCUUGACAACAGAAUGGCUAUAUCUGCUGCAUUGCAGGAGGCUGGUACCGGCCAAAAUGUCACCGAAGAACCUGUUGCUAAUGACUCAGCUGCUUCUACCACGGCCACCACAGACAUUUCUGCUACUGUUCCCCAUGAUGCUGCCUCCCCUACCGCAGCUCCUGUUCCCCAUGAUGAUGCCUCCCCUGCCGCAACUGCAACUCCUACUGCUGCACCUUCCCCUGCCGUCGUGGACUCCGAUAAUGAGUAG
Molecule: messenger RNA, 450 nt
Organism: Suillus plorans
Lineage: Eukaryota; Fungi; Basidiomycota; Agaricomycetes; Boletales; Suillaceae
Exons: 2
Coding region: 1-450 (149 amino acids)
Source: RefSeq, a predicted model, not a curated record